AUUCGAGGUCCCAAAUAAAAUAGACAUAAGAUUAGGUUGCUGUGUCAAUUGUAUUCUCUUUCACACACUCACACACACUCUCUCUUUCUCUCUCCUAUUGCGGCUAGGGUUUUUCACUCUCCAUAUCCCUUCACCUCUUUCUCUCUGAUCUGUGGAUUCGUGUAUGUGUCUGAGUUUGUGUAGUGAUGGAGACGUUGCGGGUUUAGUGUGAAAGGGUUGGUAGAGACCUUUGUCUUUGGAAAAGUGCGAUUGGGUUUAGGCUUUGUGGGAAUUUGCUUUUGAAAAUGGCAACUAUGAACCCUUUUGAUUUGUUGGGUGAUGAUGCUGAAGACCCUUCUCAGCUCAUCGCAGCUGAACAGCUCAAGGCAGCCUCAGCUGCAGCCGCGGCUCCCAAAAAGGCUCAGCCGCAGCAGCGAGCCGCUCAGACUCAGCCCAACAAGCCGGCUCAGUUGCCUUCCAAGCCGCCUCCGCCGGCUCAGGCUGUGAGGGAGGCUAGAAAUGAGCCAUCUCGGGGAGGCCGAGGAGGUGGACGAGGCAGCGGACGUGGAUAUGGGCGUGGUCGUGGUUUUAGUCGCGACUCUUCCAAUGAAGAGAACUCAUUCCCUGCCACUGGAGGUUCCGAUAAUCAGGGUCCUUUUGAAGAAGGAGAUGCUGGGAAGGCUUCAGAAAGACGCGGGGGUUAUGGUGGACCACGAGGUCCCUAUCGUGGUGGUGGUCGUCGUGGAGGUUUCAGCAAUGGUGAUGCUGGGGAUGAAGGACGACCUCGAAGAGCAUUUGAUCGUCGCAGUGGGACUGGAAGAGGAGUGGAAUUUAAGCGUGAAGGUGCUGGACGUGGUAACUGGGGAACACAAACUGAUGAAAUUGCUCAGGCAACUGAUGAAGUUGUGAAUGAAACUGAAAAGAAUUUGGGUGAUGAGAAGCCUGUGGCCGAAGAAGAUGUAGCUGAUGGAAACAAGGAGAGUCCUGCCAAUGAAACUGAAGAAAAAGAGCCUGAAGAUAAGGAGAUGACUCUGGAAGAAUAUGAGAAACUGCUGGAAGAGAAAAGGAAGGCCUUGCAGACACUUAAGACUGAAGAAAGAAAGGUAGACAUUAAAGAGUUUGAAUCCAUGCAACCCUUAUCAAGCAAGAAAGACAAUCAUGACAUCUUCAUUAAACUGGGGUCUGAUAAGGAUAAGCGAAAAGAGGCUUUUGAGAAGGAAGAGAAAUCCAAGAAGUCUGUCAGCAUAAACGAGUUUCUGAAGCCUGCUGAAGGGGAAGCCUACUACAACUCAGGUGGGCGUGGAAGGGGACGUGGCCGCGGACGUGGUGGUUAUCGUGGAAAUGCUACGAGCAAUGCAGCUGCUCCAUCCAUUGAAGAUCCUGGGCAUUUCCCAACCUUGAGUGGCAAGUGAGAUCUUCAAGAACCCUUCUGAUAUCCUGGUCCUAUUUUGCAAUUUUGGGUUCUCUUAUUUGAACUUAGCAAGAAAAGAACUAUGUUAAUCGAAUUUGCUGGAUUAGAAGGGUCAUUUAAUUAUAUGACUUUAAAAAAUGUAAAUUUAGGUUCCUCAUACGGUUCUGUAUCCCUAGUAGCCUUUUCCCUUUAUGCUUUACUUUAUUGCAUUUGACAUUUUGGUGGUAUAUGGUGGCGGGUAAGACAUAAAUGUUGUUGAGUUUACCCUUUCAUAGUUUGACAUCUCAGUUUUGCUACCACCUUUGGUUUCUCUUAUCCUAUAUUUUGGUCAAGAUCCAGCAUUUUUGUGGAGUACGUGGUUGGUGUGGGCGAGUGCUUGCAUAAAGUAGAGAUCAUUCUAGAUGGACCAUGCCUCAGUUUUCCUUCCCAUCCUGCACCAUUUGUGCCCACUUGCAUUGGAUGGAUUUCUUAUUUUACAAAAGAGUUAUAUAUUUUUUUUUUCCUGAAUCAAAGAUAUUAUUCAAUUGCUCGAAUCAGGAACAUCUACGAUAUGAGGCUAAUUCAACUAAUUUUUUUCAUG
Molecule: messenger RNA, 1970 nt
Organism: Abrus precatorius (Indian licorice)
Lineage: Eukaryota; Viridiplantae; Streptophyta; Magnoliopsida; Fabales; Fabaceae
Product: RGG repeats nuclear RNA binding protein A-like
Exons: 7
Coding region: 285-1391 (368 amino acids)
Cellular component (GO): nucleus; cytoplasm
Molecular function (GO): RNA binding
Source: RefSeq, a predicted model, not a curated record